This is a messenger RNA of Aspergillus ruber CBS 135680, 1623 nucleotides long. RefSeq names its product sugar porter family MFS transporter. Gene Ontology annotation, biological process: carbohydrate transport; transmembrane transport. Gene Ontology annotation, cellular component: membrane. Lineage: Eukaryota; Fungi; Ascomycota; Eurotiomycetes; Eurotiales; Aspergillaceae. The transcript is spliced from 2 exons. The record is from RefSeq and is a predicted model, not a curated record. Bases 1 to 1623 code for a protein of 540 amino acids. Gene Ontology annotation, molecular function: carbohydrate:proton symporter activity.
AUGACCAGGAGUUACACGCUGAGCCAGCCAUACUUUGGCUUGAAGGGAGGAUGGUUGACGUUCUGGGUUACUGUUGCAUGUGCAACAGAUAUGAUGCUUUUUGGCUAUGACCAGGGUGUUUUCGCCGGUGUCAUCGUCACCAAGGACUUUUUGAACGUACACGGCCUCAACAAUAACGAAAGCCUCAUCGGAACCGUCACCGCACUAUAUGAUGUCGGUUGCUUCUUCGGGGCAAUCGGUGCCAUGUGGCUUGGUGAAAGACUAGGUCGGAAGAAGUCUAUCCUCACAGGAACCUCGAUCAUGACCAUCGGCGCGAUCUUGCAAAUUGCCUCGUACAGCGUCCCUCAGAUGAUUGUUGGUCGGGUCGUUGCUGGAAUCGGGAACGGUAUCAACACCUCCACAGCACCUGUCUGGCAGGGCGAGACUUCCCAGAUCAAGUGGCGAGGAAAGUUGGUGAUUAUUGAACUGGUCAUGAACGUUGCUGGCUAUUCGUUAUCCAACUGGAUGACAUUUGCCUUUUCAUUUGUUCCUGGGCCAGCGUCGUGGCGAUUCCCUCUUGCGUUCCAAAUUGUGUUCAUUAUCGUCCUCUAUGCGACUGUCCCGUGGCUCCCCGAGUCACCUCGAUGGCUGAUCAGCUGUGACCGUGACCAAGCAAACGAGGCUCAACAGAUCAUCGCCGACCUGGAAGGCAAAGACAUCAACGACCCCUACAUUAUUACAGCCUACUCCGAGAUCAUUGCCACCGUCGAGUAUGAAAGAGCACACGACGUCUCCUGGGGCCAGCUGCUCCGCGGCAAGACAGGCGAGAACAACGGUGAUACCCAGCCACUCCGCCGUAUGAUCCUGGGUGCUGGCGCCCAGGCAAUGCAACAAUUAGCCGGUAUCAACGUAACGUCCUAUUACCUCCCCACCGUCCUGAUGCAAUCUGUCGGACUAUCUGAGAUGCUCGCCCGUCUGCUGGCAGCAUGUAAUUCGGUUUCCUAUCUCCUGGCAAGUAUGGUGGCCAUUCCCAAGAUUGAGCACUGGGGUCGACGCUCGAUACUUAUGUUUGCCGCCUUGGGCCAGGGGACGUGCUACCUACUGAUUACUGUUCUCCUCCGGUUCAAUGAAAAAGAAAACUACCCACACCACAGGGAGGUGGCGUCUGCUGCAGUGGCUUUCUUUUUUGCUUACUAUGUUUUCUUCGGCUGCAGCUACCAGGGUAUCGGAUGGUUGCUUCCCGUCGAGCUGAACUCCCUCAGCAUGCGUACCAAAGGCGCAGCCCUGGGUACCGCAACGAACUGGGCAACAAAUUUCAUGGUUGUCGAAGUCACCCCCGUCGGCAUCAAGAAUCUUGGAUGGAAGUUCUAUAUCAUUUGGACUGUUUUCAACUUUGCUUUCAUUCCCACAGUGUAUUUCUUCUACCCUGAGACGGCUAAUCGAUCUCUGGAGGAUAUUGACCGCUUCUUCCAUGAGAAUUCGAGUCUAUUUGUCAAUGGUAACCCCGAGGCUGUUAACAUUAAGCGGCCGGCCCGCUAUGUUGAAAUUGAGAAGGAGUUGGUCAACCAGAGUGCUACUGUUGCUAGUGCUAAGCAGGAGAUGAGCGGUUUGGAGGGACAGGCUGGGCAUGUUGAGGUUGUUUAA